This is a messenger RNA of Mesorhabditis belari, 549 nucleotides long. The record is from the annotation of a GenBank genome assembly. NCBI's taxonomy places the organism in Eukaryota, Metazoa, Nematoda, Chromadorea, Rhabditida, Rhabditidae.
AUGCUGAUCUACAAGGACGUCUUCACCGGAGAUGAAUUGGCCUCGGACUCCUUCCCAAUGAAGCUCGUUGAUGACCUCAUCUUCGAAUUCAAAGGAAAGCACGUCAUCAGAAGAGAGGGCGAGAUCGUCCUUGCCGGAUCCAACCCAUCGGAGAACCCAGAAGAAGAAGCCACUGACGGAGUUGACGAUAGCAGUGUCCAACGAGGAAUCGACUUCGUCCUUAACCACAACCUCCAAGAGAUGAACUGCUACGAAGACACCUCAAUCUUCAAGAGCUACGUCAAGACGUUCAUGAAGAAGGUUAUCGAACACAUGGAGAAAGAGGGAAAAUCGGCCGACCAAGUCAACGACUUCAAGAAGAAAAUCCAAGCCUGGGUCGUCUCUCUUCUCGCCAAGGAUCGCUUCAAGAAUCUCGCCUUCUACAUCGGAGAACGACAAGCCGAAGGAAACGGAGAGGGACAAGUCGCGAUUGUGGAGUACCGUGACGUAAAUGGAGAAGAGGUGCCAACGCUAAUGCUCGUCAAGGAGGGCCUCGAACAAGAGAAAUGC